AUGGACAAUUACAAGACUUACCUCGCGGAACAGGUCCUAUCUGAGGACAGAAUCGUCACGUAUAGGACUUUGAGUCGGGCUUUGAAAGUCCAUGUCAACACAGCCAAACAGAUGCUCUACGAAUUCCACAAUGAGCAAAAUGUCAAACGCUCAGGAUCCGUCCAUGCAACCUACGUGCUGUAUGGCAUCAGGAAGAAUGCCCAAACCAACGGCCACUCCCAGCAAGACGGUGAUGUGCACAUGACGAGCUCUCCCCCAGAAAUUGAGUCUGCGGUGGAUGACAAUCCCGUGAUCACACUGACUCUUGUGGCCGAGGAAAGCCUCAAAGAUGUACUUUCGCAAUAUGAAAGCGUCAGUUCCAUUCAUAUCUAUAGUCUGGGAACGCACCCUGUAAAGGAUCUUCAUUUACUCGCGGAGGUGUCGAAACCCAUCCUUGACGUGGCGGCUGAGAACGAUCCAACCGACCGUCAACACUCACUCGGACCCAUUCGCAAUCCACAUGUGCGGCGAAGAGAGCGUCAGGGGGCAGCCCUCAGGUCCAAUGUGGCGGUCCCCAAAGCGUCUGACGCGAAACCUACUACCUUGAAGCAGGCGCCCGCUGCACCAGUCAAGGAAGAAGCCGCGCCGGAGCAAAAGUCGGGCUCCAAGGAAUCCACCCCGGUGCUGUCCGGGUCGAAGAAACCGCCACCUGCUCUGAAGCGCGGAGCUUCUGGAGGUAUCAUGCAGUCUUUCGCCAAAGCUGCAUCCAAGCCCAAGAAAGCUGGCACUCCUCAGCCAACAGCGGCAAGCGCCGCGGAUGAUACACCUAUGCAGGAACUUUCGGAUGAUGGAGAGGACGACACUGUGGCCGAGCCCAAAAACGAAGACGACUCGGCAGCAUACAAGACCAGAAAAGACCGUCAGGAAGAGCUGAAGCGCAUGAUGGAGGAGGACAGUGAAGACGAGGAGCCUGAAAAGGAAGACACGCCGAUGGAAGAGCCAGAGGAGGAGGUCCCAGCGCCAGAGCCUGAGAAAGAAGAGAAACCAGAGCCAGCGGAGGUCAUUUCGAGUGCCAGCAACGGGCGGCGCCGUGGAAAGAGGCGGGUGAUGAAAAAGAAGACAGUCAUGGACGACCAGGGUUACUUGGUCACGGUUCAAGAAUCUGGUUGGGAGUCUUUCUCCGAGGAUGAGCCAGCGCCGCCAGCUGCGAAGAAGAAGGCGGAGGCCGGGUCACAACCGGCGAAGCCCAAGAAACCAGCUGCAAAGGGCCAGGGCAAUAUCAUGUCGUUCUUCAGCAAGAAGUAA
Messenger RNA from Diaporthe citri, 1284 nucleotides. RefSeq lists its product as uncharacterized. The coding region runs from base 1 to 1284 and encodes 427 amino acids. NCBI's taxonomy places the organism in Eukaryota, Fungi, Ascomycota, Sordariomycetes, Diaporthales, Diaporthaceae. Gene Ontology annotation, biological process: DNA synthesis involved in UV-damage excision repair; DNA replication; DNA strand elongation involved in DNA replication. The transcript has 6 exons. Gene Ontology annotation, cellular component: delta DNA polymerase complex; nucleus. The record is from RefSeq and is a predicted model, not a curated record. Gene Ontology annotation, molecular function: DNA-directed DNA polymerase activity.